Molecule: messenger RNA, 897 nt
Organism: Schistosoma margrebowiei
Lineage: Eukaryota; Metazoa; Platyhelminthes; Trematoda; Strigeidida; Schistosomatidae
Source: the annotation of a GenBank genome assembly
AUGAUGGAAAAUAAACGUUUGUUUUCGUGCACAGUAUUUUUUACCACAUUCGGAUUUUGUUCAAACUUUAUCUCAUUUGUAUCACCUUACUGGAUUCAGUCGGUUCCAGAAGGUAACAGCCAGUUCCAGAGAAUAGGUCUUUGGACUGUUUGUUUUGAUGGAUAUAUGCGACCGGCGUUGUAUGACAAGGCAUAUUUCGGAUGCUACUACAUUUAUUAUGUGAUCUAUGACCGCAUAAGAGAUUGGUUAAAUCCAAUAUGGUUAUAUACAAUACAAGUUACUUCAUCCUGUGGAGUUUUGGUACAUUUUUUGGUAAUGUUUAUCGUUCUGUGUCAAGUAACCGGUGCAAUUUCUAAAUCUGACCUCAAAAGUCUAAAAUUUAUCGCAUCAGGACAUUUCUUCACAAGUUUAACAUUAGCUGCUGCAUUAGUAGCUUUUGCUGUAGCUAGAUAUGAUAGUCGUUGGAUGCCUUAUCCUGAAUUGAAUAUAUUAUCAUGGGCUUAUGCUGUUGGAGUUUUAAGUUUUAUUUGUACAUUUAUUAGUUUUACAAUAAGUUUUAUUACUUAUAUUAAAUUAAAUGAUUUAAUUCAUCAACAGAAUACAAAUGAACAUUUACUUAAUAAUGAAGAGAAAAUGGGUAUUAGUUCACCACCAUUUUCAGUACCACAUCAUUCUACAUUUAAUGAACCAAAUGAUUAUACAGAACCACGUUAUAUACCUGAUUUACCACAAUCAGCAUUAAGUUAUAUUGAUAGUUCAAAUAAAAAUUGGAAUAUAAAAGAUUCUGAAAUUACAUAUAAUCUAGAUAAACAAAACAAGAAUGAUGAUGAUAAUGAUGAUGAUUUUGAUAAUCCAACUAAUUCACGUUUUAAUACUUUAUCUUAUCCAAAAAUAUAA